Neurospora tetrasperma FGSC 2508 is the source of this 176-nucleotide messenger RNA. RefSeq lists its product as uncharacterized. Lineage: Eukaryota; Fungi; Ascomycota; Sordariomycetes; Sordariales; Sordariaceae. The transcript has a single exon. The annotation marks the transcript as partial. The record is from RefSeq and is a predicted model, not a curated record.
CGUUUUCGGUACUAUGGUCGUCGUCUUGUGUGUUCAUAGACCGUCUUGGUUGUCGACUAUUAGGGAGGAGUUGAGGGGUACGAAAGCAACCUGGAAGUUAAAUGUGAGGAGCAAGUUAAAUUGUUUACCUCAAAACAGUUCGAAGACUUUGUUCAAUCGACCAAUUGUUGACUUUU